Messenger RNA from Spodoptera exigua (beet armyworm), 1845 nucleotides. Lineage: Eukaryota; Metazoa; Arthropoda; Insecta; Lepidoptera; Noctuidae. The record is from the annotation of a GenBank genome assembly.
UCUAGACUUCACACAGUACGGACCUGUCCAAGCGAUUGGAACACAGCGCCAUACGCAGUGGAUAUUUCGUCAUUCAAACAUUGUGAUAGUGACAAAAAUCGUUCAGGACGUGAUUAAGUGGGAGUGAAACAUUGCAUUGAAUUUUAUAUUUAUUUACUGUUUAUAAACUAACUGUGAGCGAUAAGAACGUUGUGAAUUACUGUUUUGUGGAUUAUGAUAUUGUACCCACGAUUUGGAUAAUUCCGGAUAAGGAGUGCAAAAACACCGCAAAUAUUUUUAACCACAGUGAUAAUUCGUGCGGACCCAUCGACGUCCGCCGAAACAUGGUUGCCGAGUUCAUCCUGAGUCAGCAGCAGCUGCUGAGCGGAGCGGGUGGUGGAGCCCUGGGCCCCGUGCCACCCCCCUCCCGCGCACCGCCUCCUCCUAGAGGUCGCCACUCCGUCUCCCCGCACUUCCCAAUGGACCAGAGCCAAGGUCCCGUGGGCAGCCCCGGCGACCCAAAUGACUACUCUCCUUUCGAAUUCAACAAACGCAAGGAAUUCUUCGGUCAGCGCAAACAGAGGGAGUUCAUCCCCGACAGCAAGAAAGACGAUGGUUACUGGGACCGUCGCAGGAGAAACAAUGAAGCCGCCAAGCGUUCCCGGGAAAAGAGACGCUUCAAUGACAUGGUCCUGGAACAGCGCGUCGUUGAACUGUCAAAGGAGAACCACGUACUCAAAGCACAGCUUGAUGCUAUAAAGGAGAAAUAUGGAAUAUGUGGAGAAACCCUCAUAAGCAUAGACCAGGUGUUGGCCACUCUCCCUACAUGUGACCAGGUUCUCUGUGUGACGAAGAGGAGUAAGCUGACGCCAAACGCACUGUUCCCCGCGCCACCACCACCACCACCACAAGCACCUGCAUCGCCCCCCUCACCGCCACCUCAGCGCCAGCCAGAACCUUACCAAGAAAGGUUACCGGCCCCUGAGGCGUACUACCCUCACCCAGCACACUACGAGCCCCCCGGCUCAGUUCUCAACCUGUCCAGAUCUCGCCGCGUGCCCUCUCCCUACGAGCUGUCCUCUCUCUCAGGCUCAGGGGAUGAGACCGCUGAACAGUACGCCCCUGAAAACAACGGGCUGCCUCUCAAACUUCGCCAUAAAUCCCAUCUCGGUGACAAGGAUGUUGCCAGUGCCCUGCUCUCCCUCCAGCACAUAAAGCAGGAGCCAGGCCCCCGGUCCUCACCCUCAUGGGACGGGGAAGGCUCAAGUGACGAAAGAGACUCCGGGAUCUCCAUAGGCGCGGAGUUCAGGCCGCAGCGACCUGAUGACAGGCUAGUGGCCGAGGAGGACGACGCACACCUGAAGGCGGAGCUGGCGCGGCUGGCGACGGAGGUGGCCACGCUGAAGAACAUGAUGCACCAGAACAAGGCGCGCGCGCACGAGCACUGAGCAGCCGCCGCCUGCGCCUGGACCGCGCAGCCGCCCCCGCCCGCGCCCGCGCCGCGCCCCGCGCUCGCACGCGCCCCGCGCUCAGCGUCGAACUCGCUCGUACAAACUGUCUCCCCUCCCAGUAGAAGAAGUUACCACGUUGUAAAGAGAUGAAUAUUAUAUUUGUAUCAUAUUGUGCAGCUGUAAGCGGCUAAGCCGACGCCUAUUGUAAUCCUUCCUAUUAGUUGUCUGUCGUGGUCGAUGUAUAGAUUGUACUCGUGUAGGGUAGGCAGAAGUAGUGGCAGGUCGUCGUAGACGCGCCUCCUGGACCCUUUCAUAUGAAAAUGAGACUAAUUAUGUUCGGUUUACAGACUUUUCGAACAGAUUAAACUUGUCUACUCAGUGAUAGGAUAUAAAAAAUGCAUUUUUAGUGAUGAGC